AUGGCGCACAUCAAGCGCGCCGCCUCGCCCCCACCAUCGCCCCCGCCCAAGACUGCGCGCACUCGCGCGAGAUCGCCGCCCUCCCCGUCCGCGGGAGGCGCGCCGGCGCCGGCGCCGAUCGUCUGCACGCUCCCGCCGACGUGCCACCCGCCGCGGCGGCCGACGGCGCUCGCGAGCUCGGCGGAGCUCGAGGCGCACUACGCGCGGUUCCACGCGCACGUGUGCGAGCUGCGCGGGUGCGGGUGCGUCUUCCCCGACGCGCGCCUCUUGGAGCUGCACCAGACCGAAUGCCACGACCCGCUCGCGGCGGUGCGCAAGGACCGCGGCGAGAAAAUCUUCGCAUGCCACCUCGCGACGUGCCCGCGCAAGUUCUCGACGCCGAAGACGCGGCGGAUGCACCUCAUCCAGGCGCACGGGUACCCGAAGGAGUACUUCUUCGCCGUCACGAACAAGGGCAUCGGCGGGCUGCUCUCGCGCUGGGGAGGGGGCGCGAGCAUGCUCCGCAAGGCGUGGCAGGCGCGGGAGCCUGCCGGCGAUGCGCACGACCGCGACUCGGACGAUGAUGCGGAGACGCAGGACGAGGACGACGUGCUGGAGAGCAUCGAAGAGGGCGCGGACGCUGGGGCGACGGAGACGGAGGAAGACGACGAUGAAGACGACGACGACGACGAGGUCCUGCUGGAGAAGAUCCACAUCCCGGCGCGCGAGGCUCCGGCGACGGACACCGAGGCACCGGUCGCGACCUCUGCUCCAGCACCCCACUCAGACGAGAAGGGACACAAGUCGCACCCGCGACACAAACCCAGAGACCGGCAGCGGGAGAGCCAGCGGCAGAACAAGGCGCGGAACGCGAAGAGCGGACCGGACACGAGCAUCGAUGCGCUUGCGCAGAGCCUCGACGCGCUCUCGCUUGUGCCGACUUCGGUGCAGUUUGGCAGAGGGGCGCGGAAUCGGACAGUGCCCAACGAGACGUGGAGAGAUGGAGGAAGGGGCGAUGGCCGCGGCACAUCAAUGGAUGUCGACCACCCUCACGGAGGAGCGAACACGUUUGGUCGAGGAAACAUGAGAGCACGUCGGGGGAGAGGUACUGCACAGUUGGGUGUAAGAGGCAUGUCAGGGGUCGCGAUGGGCAUUGGAUGA
Molecule: messenger RNA, 1140 nt
Organism: Epithele typhae
Lineage: Eukaryota; Fungi; Basidiomycota; Agaricomycetes; Polyporales; Epitheliaceae
Exons: 7
Coding region: 1-1140 (379 amino acids)
Source: RefSeq, a predicted model, not a curated record